Messenger RNA from Linum tenue, 3232 nucleotides. NCBI's taxonomy places the organism in Eukaryota, Viridiplantae, Streptophyta, Magnoliopsida, Malpighiales, Linaceae. The record is from the annotation of a GenBank genome assembly.
UGUAUAAGAACUCCAUUGGGCUCCCGGCCCAUGUAUCAACAGCCUUUCACCUGAGAGAACCCGAUUAACUGUAGAUUGCACGAUCCGACCACCAGACCCAGAUCUUCCUCCUGUUUCCUCUCCGUGAUCACUUUGCCGCUUCCUUUCCACCGAGACAAAUAAACCCUAACGUUAAACCCCUGUGCAGCUUUCUCCCCAGAAUGCCCUAAUACACCUCCCUAGUUUCCCCCCUGACUAUCCUGCAACUUUCGAAGUCGCGGCUUUACCAGAUUUCUACAACUGCCAGAAGGGUUGCCUCUCUACCCUGGCGCCCUGAUAAUUUCUUACUCAUGAAGGGCAAAGCUCCGGCGAAGCGAGGACUGGGAGGUCCAAACAAGUCCAAGAGCAAUGGCGAUUCAUUUUUCAAUCCCGAUACGAAGAGGCGGCGGAAGGGGGGUUUCCGCGAUGAUGAUAUUGAGUCAGGGGAGUCAGACCAGGAGAAUGGGUACCCUGGCUCGGACGCGAGCUCUGGACACGGCGAUGAGGAUGAAGAGAUUGAUGAAUACGCCGAUGAGACAGCCGCCGAGAAAAAAGUAAGGCUUGGAAAAGAGGCUCUGCAAAAUCUUAUGGCUAUUGAGAAGAAAAGGGCAGAGGAGGACGAUGGGGAAGUGGAAGAAGGAAAAGGGUAUGAGAAGGAAGGCGAGAGGGAUUCCUUAGUUGCUCGGAAGUUGAUGAAGGAACAGUUGGAGGAGAGUGGGCGCUUGAGGAGGGAUGUUGCUUCUAGGGUUCAGAAGCCUGAAACUGGUGAUGGAUUUCGGUACCUAGUGAAGCACACACAUCCUGUCACUGCAGUGUGCCUAUCAGAUGAUGAAUUGAGGGGCUUUUCUGCUUCCAAAGAUGGUUCAAUCGUUAGUUGGGAUAUAGAGAGUGGGAAAAGCGAAAGAUACAAAUGGCCAACUGACAAAAUUUUGAAAUCCCAUGGAGCCAAGGAUCCAGAAGGUCGAGCUACAAAACAUAGUAAAAGUGUUUUAGCGUUAGCUGUUAGCCCAGAUGGCCGGUAUUUGGCUAGUGGAGGGUCAGAUCGGCACAUUCACUUAUGGGAUACUCGGACACGUGAACAUGUUCAGGCUUUCCCAGGCCACAGAGGAGCUGUGUCAUGUCUAGCAUUUAGGCAUGGGACUUCAGAACUCUUUUCUGGUUCAUUUGAUAGAUCGAUCAAGAUAUGGAAUGUUGCAGACAGGACUUACAUAAGCACAUUAUUUGGUCAUCAAAGUGACGUUUUAAAUGUUGAUUGCCUACGGAAAGAAAGGGUAUUGGCUGUAGGACGUGAUCGUACUAUGCAGUUUUUUAAGGUCCCUGAGGAGUCCCGAGUAAUUUUUCGUUCUUCUACCUCGGCUUUAGAGAGCUGUUGUUUAAUUGAUUAUGAGGAUUUCUUCUCUGGCUCGGAUGAUGGGAGUGUCGAGCUGCGGACUGUACAAAGGAAGAAGCCCGUGGACUGUAUCAGGGACGCUCAUGCUAUGCCAUCUGACAUCAGGGAUGAAGAAAAGGACAACCGGAAACCCUCUAAUGCAUAUUCCUGGGUAAGCUCAGUUGCUGCAUGCAGAGGAAGCGAUUUGGCAGCAUCAGGAGCUGGCAAUGGUUCAGUCCGUUUAUGGGCUAUUAAUAGUUCUCCAAAAGUCAUUCGACCCUUGUUUGAUCUUCCUCUGGUUGGCUUUGUAAACUCUAUGGCUUUUGCAAAAUCUGGAAAGUUCCUCGUUGUUGGCAUUGGCAAGGAACCUCGUCUGGGAAGAUGGGGGAAGAUUUCUGAUGCUCAAAAUGGAGUUGUGAUUCACCGAUUAAAGCUUUCGGAGGAGGAUGUAUCUAAGUUUUGACUGAGCAACUUCAGAUCCCUCUCUGUACUACUCAGGUUUACAUAGACAGAUGAGAGAUCCUAAUCAAUUUUGUCCUGGCUCAAUACGAUCCAUUAAGUUAAUUGAUCUUUUCUCCCUUCAUGUUUCUGCUACUCAGUUCAGGUCUUGUCCCCCUUCUGAGUGAAUGCUACGCAAUUCUUGUAUGGUUAGUACAAAAAGGGAGACAGUAAUUGGUAUCUGCACUGCAAAUGGUAUCUGGAAAACAGCCCUUCUCCGGGGAGGAGAAUUAUUUAUUCGUCACUUGUAUGUAUUACAUUGAAAGAAUGAUUGAAGGAAUGAUAUACAAAUCACCAUUUACAAAAGAAUCAACGAAUUUAGAGUGCCGUUUCUUUCUUGUUCAUUAACAUUGCCGCAGAAGAUGCUCGUGGACUAUCUGGAGUUGGGGUUAUGUCCUUGAAGACCUGGAGACGGUUUCUUCUCUUAGUCGUCGUGGUGUUCAUAUUUUUCCCAGCUACGUCGAAGCACAGGCGUCUCAAUGCGGCUGUUGUCCUCGAUAUACCAACUCCGUCAGUUUGGGAAGAUUGCUGCUCGUUCUUUGUAUACCAGCUCCUUACAUCAUUAGCCAUGUUUGCAUCCCAGUUCUCGCCCAGAGUUCCUGUUACAUCAUCAGUCUUCCAACCUGUUGGUAGCUUUCCCAGCUCUGCUUCGGCCUCCUCUUCUUCAACCAUCUCAGCCCAACUCUUGUUCGUACCCACUGGAAACUUCACCAGUAUAUUAUUAUUGUCAUUGUUCCUGGGAGUAGUAGCCGCAGCAGCGGCUUGUGUCCACGGCUUCCUCCAGUCUCUUUCAGCAGGCGAAGGUGAAGAAGAAGCGGCCACCCAUCUUGGCUGGGAUUCCAGCCGAGGGGUGACCAUACUCGCUUCAAUUUUCAACGCAGUAGCUUCAGUCCCUCCCCCACUCGACUGUUGCUGCUCUCCAUGAUUUGUAGUACUACUUGGGAAUCCCUCUACUCCCAAAUUUCCGAAUAAACACCUUCUCGGCUGAGAGAACAGCACCGGUGUCGUUGAAGCGUAGCAAUUCUGCCUAUGGCGGUGCCUUCCGCUGUUCAUGAGGAUGCCAAAGCUUCGAGGCGGAGGAGGUGUAGCAGCAGCAAAAUAGGGGCAUUCCGUCCAGCCAUGGUGAUCACCAACUGGUUGCGUUUGCAAAGAAGAAGCAGAAGGAGGUUCAUCACUUGAUUGGCGUGACUCCAACUCCGUCAGCAUCUGAUAAGCACGCUCAAACGAUUUCGCGUAAGAUUCCUCCAUUGGUUUGUUCCCACAAGAAGUUCUUACGGCUUGAAGCAGAGCCCUUGCUUCAGGGAGCUUGUUCAUGUGCAUCAGACACAAUGCCAAGUUGCAUUGCUU